AUGCCAUUAAACACGGAAUCCUCAGAAGUAACAAAACCCACGUCAAAACCAUCGGUGUCAUCUUCGUCAUUGAAGCUCAAAUCGAAAGAACAUUGGGAAGACAUUGUAGAAAAUGAUCGACCACACGAAGGAGAUCUUGAUAAUUCAAACAAUUGGUCAUGGCAUGAACUUGGAAACGAGCAAUGCCAAAUAGCUAACGCACCAAAUAGCAGUCUACCCAACCUCUCAUCAGAAGACACAACUCCAAACAUAAUCAGAACCAACUCGGAAGCUGAACUUGCAUUAAAAGAAAUGGCAAAAAACAACAACGAAGAAAACACCAAUGUUGAUAAAAGAUCAUCGUGUGAUAAUUUGGAAGGAAUUUAA
Ambispora gerdemannii is the source of this 366-nucleotide messenger RNA. The record is from the annotation of a GenBank genome assembly. Lineage: Eukaryota; Fungi; Glomeromycota; Glomeromycetes; Archaeosporales; Ambisporaceae.